AUGUUGCUUCGCCACAUCAUUCCAUCUAAUAACGAUGUGGAAGAAAUUUACAUCGUAAAACAGGAGAACGAUCCCCAAGAAUCGAUCUUUAACCCAUUGGACGAUGACCUCAGUUUGCGGGAGCUAUCCACGAAUUUGGGAAAUGAAGACGAAGAAAUUAAAGAUGAACAAACAAGUGUUCAUAAUGCUCUUGAGAAUGGACACAAUUUGGCCAGACACAUGUCUGAGGAGAAUGUUUCAGCUAAGACUGAUUGCUCUUAUGGUAAUUGUGAUGAAGAUGUGGUUAAAAACAAAGAAGAUGGAAAGAAGGAUAAAAUGGGAGGCAAGAAUGCAGAGAAUAUACGAUUUGGGCAUAGUAGAUGUACUGUGUCCUCUAACAAAGCCCAGUAUAAGAACAUGUGUGAUGAGUUUCAGCAUAGCAAUCAACUUGAAAUAAUGAUAGAUGAAUCAGAACAAGAUUGUGAUGUAUCGGAGCAGAGGCCUUCGAUUGCAAACGAUAGUACCCCUAAAGUAGAACCGAUUUUUGAAGACUGUGAUGAAAAUGGAAUAGGCUUAAGUGCUGAAGAAAGUGAUAGCAGCGAUGAAUACAGAUUGGCUGAUUUAAAGAAGAUCUUUCAAAAGAAGCAAGAGCAGCCAACACAAGGAAGCAGUGGCGAACAGAGUACAACUGCAAGAGGGAAAUGUAAAAAAUGGCAUAACGGUUUGGUAGAGAAUUCUAAACAGCAGGCAGGUGAUAACGAGCUGGGCGCAAACAAUGUAACAGAAUGCUUUAUGUGUCAUAAAGAUUUUCGAUUUCGUAAAGUAUUGUUGCGGCAUUUACGUAGAGAACAUGCUAAGGAUAUUCCCUUCAACUGUACCCUGUGUGUGUCGGAGACAAUAACUAGCUUUAAUCGCUUAAAUUUACAUCAUUUGCAACAUGAUUCGGCAUUGAAACGACGUUGCUAUUACUGCCCGGCUCGAUUUUCCUGCGGGCAAGCUGUAAGCAGGCAUAUGCGAAAGCUGCAUCAUUUGGAAUAUGGUGUCGAUGUGGAAAAAGCUAGGCGCCUCGUGUGCCGUUACUGUACUCAAAAGUUCACAAAAACAUACGAUCUGGAAAAGCACGAAAAGAACCAUCCAGAGGGGGAAAGCUCUAAAGGAACAGACUGUUCAAAGCGGCAGCUGACAUGCUAUAUUUGCAAUGAUUUUCAAGGAAAAACACGUGAGGAGCUGAAUAAACAUGUCUGUACGCAUUCAGAUUGGUUGCCUUAUCGGUGUGCAAAAUGCGAUGGUAAAUUGAUAAAUUCGACACGAAUUCUGUGCAAACAUCUGCGACAGCAUGCUGAAGGUACGGCGAUCAAGUGCAUGUACUGUGAAAAUUGUUUCGUAUCGCUGGCUGACUGCCAGCACCACGAGGAACGAGAACAUAUUCAAGAAAAACAAAUUGAUGAGCUACAGGAAGUAACAAUGCAGCCCAAAGCCUACGGUGCCAGGGUAGUGAUUGUCGAUGGACAUAAGCGAUUUCAAUGCGAGCAUUGUGAUCGUUCAUACGCACUUCGGAGUACUCUCCAUCGGCAUCAAAACACUCAUAAGGUUGAUAAAACUCUUGAAUGCAAGCACUGCGGCAAAAUGUUUGGCAAAUCUUCAUCACUGGCAAUGCACGUAAAGCGGAAUCAUGAUACCGAUAAUCCAUUUCCGUGCGAUGUUUGUGGAAAACAAUUUAAAGAAACGAGUAGACUAGUCGAGCACCGUCGAAUACACUCCGGAGAAAAAUCGUUUAUUUGCGAGGUUUGUGGUAAAUGUUUCCGCACUCGCCAGGUGUUGAAAGAUCAUAAACUCAAUUGUUUUGGAUCGAAUGCUACGCUACCAUGUUUCUGUAGAUUCUGUUCGGAAACCUUUCCCAAUUUGUCGGCCGCGCUGCAACAUGUGAAGAAUUCUCACGAAACAGAUAUUCCUGAAUCGAAGUGCCGCUACUGUGAUCUAAUCUUCCGUGACGCGGAAACAUUGAUCGAGCAUGAGUUCCGCCACACUUUACCUGGUAUAAUUGCAUGUAAGGUAUGCAAUCGAAUUUUUAAACAUCACAAAAAUCUCAUGCGCCACGUUAAGAUGCAUGCCGAUCAACCUGUGCCAUACAUGUGCGAUUUGUGCGGGAAAACAUUCACGCAGAAAGGCUCUCUCACCAUACACCGACGCAUACAUACCGGCGAGCGUCCGUUUUCCUGUGAGCUUUGCCAGAAAGGCUUUGUGGAUAAAAAAGAAAUGCGUCGACAUUACACGUCCCACUUUAAUCCACAAAGCAAGCUAUACAUACCGAACGCCCACACAAUUGCAACUCCUCCAGAAGCUGGUCCAACCGGAAAGAAGUACAAAACGUACAAUUGUAAAAUUUGCAAUCGCCAGUUUACAUCUAGUUCAAAUUUAGCGAAACAUAUCACUACUCACACUGGCGAAAAGAAAUACGUAUGCGAGUUCUGCGAAAAACGGUUCAGCCAAGGUGGUCAAUUGACGGUACAUCGACGCAUACAUACGGGUGAGCGUCCAUUCGCCUGUGAAAACUGUGGUGAUAGAUUUCUUGACGGUAGCAGCUUUAAACGUCACAAAACACAUCAGCUAUGCCGGAAAAGUUCGUCUGCUUUGGUUUGUGAAUUGGCUGAACAUUCUUCAAUUGCAUCCCAGGUUACAGCUCCUAUGCCAGUACAAAUGCUUGCAACCGUAUCGAAAGUUGAGAGUUCGCACUAGGUUCAUGAGUUUCAUCUCUAUAUCGUCAAAAGGAAUUCAAUAGCGUUCACCCGAAUAACAGUCCAAUUAUUUGCUGCAGUAGAGAGAUAAUUUGAUUUGGCAGGAUAGCGGAUUUAAAAUUUGGCAGGAUAGCGGAUUUAUUGCGAAGUAGUUCCAACAUAUGUGCACACAUUCGAGUGUUAUUUUGUU
Molecule: messenger RNA, 2904 nt
Organism: Anopheles nili
Lineage: Eukaryota; Metazoa; Arthropoda; Insecta; Diptera; Culicidae
Product: zinc finger protein 595-like
Exons: 3
Coding region: 1-2715 (904 amino acids)
Source: RefSeq, a predicted model, not a curated record